This is a messenger RNA of Frankliniella occidentalis (western flower thrips), 1708 nucleotides long. RefSeq names its product 5-methylcytosine rRNA methyltransferase NSUN4. The record is from RefSeq and is a predicted model, not a curated record. Gene Ontology annotation, molecular function: methyltransferase activity. The transcript is spliced from 9 exons. Bases 92 to 1672 code for a protein of 526 amino acids. Lineage: Eukaryota; Metazoa; Arthropoda; Insecta; Thysanoptera; Thripidae.
AACGGGGGGAAGGGUGGGGGAGCACUUUUAAAUGUGAUGUUCCUACCUUUCUUAUUUUAUUGAAAACCCAACUGUAAUUGAUUGUUUGAAAAUGUUACGCCAAACAGUUUUAUCACACUCAUUCAAAACAACUUCGCAGAGUUUGCUUUUUAUUCCAAAGAGAUGGAACAAUAAAAAAUACAAGGAAAUGCAACUAGAAAAAUUAAGCAAUCGUGUGAAAGCGUUGACACAGUUUGACGAUUUCUACCCAAGUCUGUUUCAAGAUCAGUGGCCAUCCAUACGAGUUGCUUUAUUGUGUGCCGAAAAGAAAGGUGUUGUAAUUAAUAACUUUAGUGACAAGGAAAGAAUACGUAAGCAGUUACAGAAUAUGGGGGCAUAUAACAUACGGAAAAUAUAUGAGGACCAAUCAAAGGCAUUAAAAAUAAAAAUAGAUUCAUCUGAUCCCUCUAGUACAAGUUCGAAGAAUAUUUAUCAAAUAGAAGGAGGAAUUGGAGAAACUUUCAUUAGACAACAGCAAAAUGAUAUGGCAGAUAUCUAUCCAGAACCUCUUGACAGUGAAGUUGUUGAAAAAAUUUCUCAAAAUUUGGUUGCGAAGCAUGGAGAAAAGGUUUCAGAUGAGUCAGAUGAUGAAAGCUUACCUGAUGAUCCUACUAAAGACCAGCCACUUUCAGAAUCCUUAAAAAAUGCUGAUUAUGAUUCAAGUCGUUUGAUUUUUCCUGGACCAACUGGCAUUGCUUUGUCAGCUUCACUAUAUGAUUAUGUACCUGCAACAAAACUUAAAGGGAUGGAUGAUUUUAUCCCAGAGUCUUCACACUAUAAAUAUUAUAAGGAUGUUGUGGAGGCCCCGAUUGAUUUUGAAUUAGAUACAGAGCUUUCAUUUCCCCAGCAUCUUGAUGUUUAUGCCUAUGAGCGUGGUAACUGUGAUACCUUCAAUUAUUCAACAAGAGGAACAACUGAAGUGUAUGACUAUCACAUCCUGAAAUUAGGGACCCUUGCCCCAGUUUUGGCCCUUGGAUUAAAGGAAGGUGAAACAGUAUUAGACCUGACUGCAUCAUCACUAGAUAUCCCAAUGCUUAUAUGUCAAACUCUAAUUCCUGGUUUGUUUGUCAUAAAUUGUGGAAAGACAAGAAGGUUUGGAUAUUUUUUAAAAUACUUUGACUCAUUUUUUUAUGAGACCAGUUCAGACACCUGUAAUUUUGUCUUGACUGAUGAUCAUCCUCUUGCCAUAGAAGAUGCGGGACUUUAUGACAAGGUGAUUGUAACUGUUCCUAGUACUUUUGAUCGUGAAGCAGUAAAUAAGAAUGAAGGGAAUAUGUUUAGUCCUUCUCUGAUUCAAGAAAGAUUAAGAUUACCAGAAUUGCAGACAGCUUUUCUUAGCAAGGCCAUGGAUCUAGUAAAGGAGGGUGGAACAGUAGUUUACUGCACUGAAACACUGUCGCCCAUUCAAAAUGAUGCUGUUGUACAAAGAGCAUUGGAGAAGCAAUGGACUGAGUCUAAGACAAAGUUUACAAUAAAAGACUUAAGUAGAACAAUGGAACCGCUUCAGCCGAUGCUUAAAAUUGUCCCUAGUGGCAAGUAUGGACAACUAGUCACUCCAUUUCUACCAAAUAACUGUGGACCCCUGUACUUUUCAAAAAUUGUAAAGAAUAGAAACCAAACCGGUGAAGAAUAGAUCUCUUGUCCAAAUAAAGUAAGUAGUUUCUCUCUA